UCCUGCCCACGCCGAGCCUCUCCCCGGCAGGCGCGGCGCGGCAGGGAUGAGGAGCCGGCAGCGGAUGUUCGCCGCGGUGAUGCGCCUGCUCCUCAAGUGCCUGCGGCUGGGCCGGCGGCGGCGCUUCAAGCUGGUGCGGCAGGGGUGGCAGCUCUGGCACUACGGGCGCCUCUGCCUCCGCUCCCUGCUCUACAACUCCUUCACCAACAGCGACGUGGUGCUCGACUCCCUCUUCGAGCCGGUCUACUGGCUGGUGGACCACGUCACCCGCUGGUUCGGCGUGGUGUUCGUGGCGCUGGUGAUCGGGCUGACGAGCUCCAUCGUGGCCAUCGUGUACAUCUGCCUGCUGCCCCUCAUCCUGCAGACGUACACGCCUGCCUGGAUCUGCUGGCACCUCACCUACGGGCACUGGAACCUCAUCAUGAUCGUCUUCCACUACUACAAGGCCAUCACCACCUCGCCUGGGCACCCUCCGCAGGCCAAGAACGAUCUCACAGGCGUCUCCAUCUGCAGGAAAUGCAUUGCCCCCAAGCCGGCUCGCACCCACCACUGCAGCAUCUGCAACAGGUGCGUGCUGAAGAUGGACCACCACUGCCCCUGGCUGAAUAACUGCGUGGGACACUACAACCACCGCUACUUCUUCUCCUUCUGCCUCUUCAUGACCAUGGGCUGCAUCUACUGCAGCAUCAGCGGCUGGGACAUGUUCCGGGACGCCUACGCAGCCAUCGAGAGAAUGAAACUGCUUGAGAAGGAGAGACUGCAGGUGGCUGCCAACCAGACGUACUACCAGACCCCGCCGCCCACCUUCUCCUUCCGCCAGCGAGCCUUCCACAAGAGCGUGGUCUACCUCUGGGUCCUGUGCAGCUCAGUAGCCUUGGCCCUGGGUGCCCUCACGCUGUGGCACGCUGCCCUCAUUACCCGCGGGGAAACCAGCAUCGAGAGGCACAUCAACAAGAAGGAGAGGCAGCGACUGCAAAAGAAAGGCAAGGUGUUCAGAAACCCCUACAGUUACGGCAGCUGGGACAACUGGAAGGUGUUUCUGGGCGUGGACGUGCCCAGGCACUGGCUCACCCGCGUCCUGCUGCCCUCUCCUCACCUGCCGCACGGAACGGGCCUGAGCUGGGAGCUGCCCCCCUGCGUGCGCGAGCCGCUCCUGGCCAUCUGAGGCCUGGGUGCCGCAGACACGUCCCUCCCCGCCGGCAGGGGAGCACGAGGGGACCCAAACCCACCACCGCGGCUCUGUUCCGGCCCCGGGGGUGCUGGCAGGCGGGUGCUGGCACGCACCGCUGACCCCGGCCGGAGCCAGAGCCCUGGGAAGCUCUUUGCACUCGGUCGGCGCCUGGACGCCUGCUCUCCGGCACCUCGGGGGCUGCGGGCGGCCCCGGGGGAAGGGGCAGAGCUGCUGCGCCCUGGUGUAGCUGGAGGUGCCGCCCUCGCCGUGCACGGGUCCGGGGCCCAGCUCAGCUUCCAGCAGGCUUGGGGGCAGACGAUGACUUACCUGCUCCCCAGGCGGGCUUUUUAAGACCAUCCAAUAAAUGUGUUUUUGUUU
Molecule: messenger RNA, 1549 nt
Organism: Cygnus olor (mute swan)
Lineage: Eukaryota; Metazoa; Chordata; Aves; Anseriformes; Anatidae
Gene: ZDHHC16
Product: zinc finger DHHC-type palmitoyltransferase 16
Exons: 10
Coding region: 47-1165 (372 amino acids)
Biological process (GO): protein palmitoylation
Cellular component (GO): Golgi apparatus
Molecular function (GO): palmitoyltransferase activity
Source: RefSeq, a predicted model, not a curated record